AAGUGAUCUUGCUCUCAAGUUGAUGAAGCUAUCAAAAGCAAGAAAGACCAAGGCAUGGCUAGGCUCUCACACAGCAUAGCGAUUCUUACUAAGUUGCAGGUUUCAUGCAUCUUCAUUUUAUUAACAACUGUAAUUCCAAAUGUGGAGGCUAGAACCCACAAUCUCACAUGGAAGGUGACCUACGACUACAAGUAUCUUGACUGCUUCAAGAAGCUAGCUAUUGCCAUUAAUGGACAGACUCCUGGGCCUCGUAUAAAUGCAACAAGAGGCGAUACCAUUAUCGUUACUGUUCUUAACAAUUUGUUGAUGGAAAAUGUUGCCAUCCACUGGCACGGAAUCCGGCAGCUUGGUAAUGGAUGGAAUGAUGGAACGGAUUCAGUCAAUCAAUGUGCAGCAAUGCCAGGGGGGUACUUCACAUACCAAUUUGUUGUUGACCAGGCAGGCACCUACAUGUACCAUUCGCAUUAUGGAAUGCAAAAAUCAUCUGGGCUCUAUGGAUUGAUUACUGUAAAUCCUCUCCUUGGAGAAGAAACGCCCUACCACUACGAAGAUCGGGAAAUUGUCCUUAGUGAUUGGUACCAUGACUCUGCUUAUGAACAUGCCGUUAAAUUGUCUUCAAAACCAUAUGUCUGGAUUGGAGAGCCUCAGUCCCUUCUGAUUAAUGGAAGAGGGAGGUACCAGUGUGAGCUUCUCGGUGUCUCGAACCGUGAUCAAUGUAAUGGCAGUAGUCCAGAAUGUACUCCAGAUGUGGUGAAAGUAAAGCCUGAGCAAACCUAUCGAUUUAGGAUUGCUUCUUUGACUUCCCUCUCGGCUCUUAGUUUCCAAAUAGAGGGUCAUAAAAUGACUGUUGUUGAGACUGAUGGGGUGCAUGUGGUUCCAUUUGUUACUGAUAACUUGUACAUUUACUCUGGUGAGACAUACUCCGUCUUGGUCACUACCGAUCAAAAUCAUACGAGGAAUUAUGGGAUUAGCAUAAAUGUGAUUGCUCGAAAGCCUGAAACUCCGAAUGGAUUUGCCAUUUUAAACUAUGAACCUAACCCCCUCGAUGCUCAGCCUCUACCGCAGCCACCACCUGGCCCUCUUUGGAACGAUACAGAUUCGCAAAGAAACCAAAGUCUUGCCAUAAAAGGUCUCCAAGGUUAUGUUCCGGCUCCGCCGAGGACAGCAGAUAAAGUACUUCACCUUUUGAACACGCAGAACACCGUCAAUGGCUACAAAGUUUGGGCAGUAAAUAAUGUCUCACAUGCUCUCCCAGAUACACCUUACCUUGUUGCACUCAAGUUAAAUAUACCAGAUGUCUUUGAUCCAACUCCAGCCCCAGAAGACUACGACCAUAGCUAUGAUAUCUAUGAGAUUCCUGAAAACACAAAUGCUACAACUAGCACAUCCAUUUACAGGUUGCCAUUCAAUAAAACAGUGGAUAUUAUACUGCAGAAUGCAAAAAGUAUGGGAGGUGAUAGUGAGACACAUCCUUGGCAUCUCCAUGGACAUAAUUUUUGGGUCUUAGGAUUUGGGAAGGAUAAGUUCAAUCCAUCAACGGCUUCCUUGAACCUGGAAAACCCAAUCAUGAAGAACACAGUGCCACUUUUUCCUUAUGGAUGGACUGCCUUGAGGUUCCGAACUGAUAAUCCAGGAAUAUGGCUUUUCCAUUGCCAUAUUGAGGCUCAUUUCUACCUAGGCAUGUUAGUGUUGUUUGAGUCAGGAUCAGAUAUGGUUACAAAGCCACCACAGCAAAAUAUGGGCUGUGGAAAAACCAAAAACUACAUCAACCCUUAAGGCAUUUGCUUGAGGGUGACAAAUCCUCUACCUGCAUAUG
Populus nigra (black poplar) is the source of this 1816-nucleotide messenger RNA. RefSeq names its product L-ascorbate oxidase-like. The transcript is spliced from 5 exons. The record is from RefSeq and is a predicted model, not a curated record. Lineage: Eukaryota; Viridiplantae; Streptophyta; Magnoliopsida; Malpighiales; Salicaceae. Gene Ontology annotation, molecular function: copper ion binding; oxidoreductase activity. Bases 55 to 1776 code for a protein of 573 amino acids. Gene Ontology annotation, cellular component: extracellular region.